GCUGCUGCUGCUCUGUCCUCCACCUCCUCCACCUCCUCCGCAGGGAUGAAGCUCCUUCUGCUGCUCCUUCUCACCUGGCUGGGGACACCUGAAGGAGGCGGCGACUGUCCGGCUGUGUGCAGGUGUGAAGGAGUCCACAGGCUGCAGCGCGUCGACUGUGUGAACGUGGGUCUGAGGUCGGUUCCCUCCGGCCUGAGCGGCUUCACCUCCUCCCUACGUCUGGAUGCUAACUUCAUCUCCCGCCUGCCGGCCUCCUCCUUUAAGGGCCUGACAUCUCUGCGUCACCUGCGGCUGGACGACAACGACCUGACGAAGGUUCCUGUUCUCGCUCUGAGCCGCCUGACGGAGCUGCAGGCUCUGACUCUGGCCGUCAACAACAUCAGCUACGUCCCCGACCGAGCGUUCGCCUCCCUCCGCCGGCUGCUGGUGCUGUUUCUCCAUGACAACCGCAUCCAGACUUUGGGCAGGAAGAGUUUUGACGGACUGCACAACCUCGAGACUCUAGACCUGAGCUUCAACAGGAUCAAACGUCUUCCUGCAGCCAUCAGACGUCUGAGGAACCUGAGAGAGCUGAACCUUCAGAACAACUGCAUCUCAGUGGUUCCAGAAAACGCCUUCACAGGAAAUCCCUCCAUCGAGACCAUACACAUCCAGAACAAUCCAGUCCACACGGUGGACUACGCGUCCCUCCAGCUGCUGCCUGACCUCCGGACUCUCCGCCUGUCUCCGUCCGGGCUGCAGAGUCUCACACGCCUGAAAGAGCUGAGCGUGUCACACCAGCACAGCACGUCGGAGCUGCGGUUCGCCUGCUGCCGUGUGUCUCUGCAGGGGGACGCUGUGGACUCUCCGUCAACAUCCUGUCUGGACUCGUCUCUGUGGCUGCUUCAGGUCAGCGUUUCCUUCCUGCUCCUCGUCUCCGUGGUCUCCCUCCUCCUCUCCUCCCAGCGCCUCCUCGUGCUCCUCUGCUGGCUCCGGGUCCUCGCCGCUCUCUCCGGCUGCAGCACCAUCAGCACACACGCCGAUCCCGGAUCCGGACUGCUCCUCCUGUGUCUCUCCUCUGAGGUCUUCGUCAUGAUGGUGGUGGUUCUUGAGAGCAGAGCCUGGACGAAGAGCUGCGCUCAGAUCAGCUGUUCUCUCGGCUGCAGCUUCACUCUGACGGUUUGUCUUCUGAUUGCGAUGCAGAAGAUCAGUUUGUGUUCGGCUUCUUUUCUUCUCACACACUCAGCUCUGAUGCUCCUUAACACUUCCUGUUUCCUGGCUAUGACCCACGUGAUCCGUCGCUGCCCUCAGGAAGAAAUGACAUCUAACCGGAGAGGGCGCCAUGCCGCUUAAACCUCCCUCCUCCUCACAAACAAAUAAGUCAGGGUCCACCUGCCCUGAACCCUGUCACGCCUGGACGGCCGAGUCGCCAGCUCAAAACUUCUUCCCAGAAUUCGCGAGUCCACCAGAGAAACCCUGUCCUGGUAAAGACCAGACACAGACUCACACAGUUCAUCCGUUAAGACAAUCAGCAGAAAACGAUCACCAAGUAUUGUGAAUUGUUUCGGUCAUUUAUGACAGUAAACUCAGAGUCUUUGGGUUCUGGACUGUUGGGUGGACAAAAGAAACAAUCGGACAUUUUAAAGACUAAACGAUUAAUCGAUGAUAAAAAAAAUAAAGUCAUCAGUUGAAGUCCUGCCCCACACUGGGAUCUGCUUUGGGAUUUCCUCAAAGUUCUUACUGGCCCAGGCCUCGGGGCUUAGGUGGACCCCCAACGCCUUCAGCUGUGGGACGUCUGACUCGAGACCCCGUUCAGGCUGAGCCCCGCAGUCCACCUUCAGUGAGCAGUUUAGAUUACAGCUUUUCUCCUUCAUCACAUUUACUCUCAGAUCUUUUCAUGUUUUGUACAUUUUGUCAGCCUGUAGUUUAAUGAGCUCCCUCAGCCACCGUAGAAGAAGUUUUCCGAGGCUCAACUGAAUAGCAGAAAUAGGUUUUAUUUGCAUGUUUGUUUGAUUCAUUAUUUUCUGCCUGCAUUUGAUAAUAAAGACGGUA
Scatophagus argus is the source of this 2031-nucleotide messenger RNA. Its product is annotated as leucine-rich repeat-containing G-protein coupled receptor 5-like. The transcript is spliced from 9 exons. The coding region runs from base 46 to 1332 and encodes 428 amino acids. NCBI's taxonomy places the organism in Eukaryota, Metazoa, Chordata, Actinopteri, Scatophagidae. The record is from RefSeq and is a predicted model, not a curated record. Gene Ontology annotation, molecular function: protein binding.